This is a messenger RNA of Bacidia gigantensis, 942 nucleotides long. RefSeq lists its product as uncharacterized. Gene Ontology annotation, molecular function: pantoate-beta-alanine ligase activity. Gene Ontology annotation, biological process: pantothenate biosynthetic process. The record is from RefSeq and is a predicted model, not a curated record. The coding region runs from base 1 to 942 and encodes 313 amino acids. Lineage: Eukaryota; Fungi; Ascomycota; Lecanoromycetes; Lecanorales; Ramalinaceae. The transcript has a single exon.
AUGGGUGCCCUUCAUGAAGGCCACUUAGCGCUGAUACGACAAGCCGCUCGCGACAAUCAUUGGGUGUACGUUUCGAUUUAUGUCAACCCCACUCAAUUUGGUGUAAACGAGGAUCUGGGCUCUUAUCCGCGGAAUUGGAAACAGGAUUUUUCCAUACUCCAAAGCCUGCAACAAGAGUUUCGCCGGCCGAGAUAUCAGGGGCGGAUUGGAGUAGUCUUCAUGCCAAAUUCGACAGAAAUGUAUCCUGGGUUACCACCGAGUUCCGAGCCUAAUGGUGAUGGGUCCUUUGUCACCAUCACUCCGCUUGCGAGAAGACUAGAGGGUGCGUCAAGGCCGGUGUUUUUCCGGGGUGUUGCUACAGUUGUCAUGAAACUUUUGAAUAUUGUCCGGCCUACAAGUGUAUAUUUUGGACAGAAGGACAUCCAACAAACAUUCGUCAUCAAGCGAAUGGUCAAAGACUUCCACAUGGACACUGAGGUCGUUGUGGGCCCCACAGUACGCGAGCCUGACGGUCUUGCUUUGAGCUCUAGAAACGUGUACCUUGGAGAGCGGAGACGAAAGGUAGCGCUAGUACUUUCCAAGGCGCUGAGAGCUGCGGAGACUGCCUUUGCCCAAGGCGCGAGAAAACGGCGAUACCUCUACGCUGCUGCUAAGGACGUCUUGGAAUCAGCCAAAAAACAGCAAGAUGCUCUGCCAUCUGAUCAGCGAGCAAGAUUUGAAAUCGAUUAUAUCUCUAUAGCUGAUACUGAGACACUGGACGAGCUAGAGGAGCUUGACUCUCGAAAAGGGGCGAUCGUCAGUGGAGCGAUCAAAAUGCUCCCAAUCCAGGAAGCGAGGCAAGGGGAGCAUCUCGGCCAAAAUGAGGACGCCACGACAGUACGCUUGAUUGAUAACAUCAGAUUAGACUUGCUGUCCGCGAAGCUUGGCUUCCUCAAACGAUGA